Tachysurus fulvidraco (yellow catfish) is the source of this 1203-nucleotide messenger RNA. It is a transcript of the gene efhd1, whose product is annotated as EF-hand domain family, member D1. NCBI's taxonomy places the organism in Eukaryota, Metazoa, Chordata, Actinopteri, Siluriformes, Bagridae. The transcript is spliced from 4 exons. The coding region runs from base 156 to 1124 and encodes 322 amino acids. Gene Ontology annotation, molecular function: calcium ion binding. The record is from RefSeq and is a predicted model, not a curated record.
UUUGUCUAAUGGGAUUAAAUGAAUUCAAAUUUAUAUUCAAAUUUAAACCGUGAAGCAGUUAAUUAACGUCCUGCAUAUUAUUGACCUUGUUGAUAGGAUUUUUUUCUUCAGAAAGCCGCAGUAUCCAUUUAUAUAUCACAUCCACUGAGAAAGCGAUGUUAAGUAUGGAUGCCAGGUCUGAGAGAUAUCGUGGUAAAAAUGGAGAUAUCGUGGAACUGGCAACACAGUCGUGCAGCUCGCGAGCAUCCCGACUUAAACCGGCCUGUGAUGCAGCGUGCAGCCCCGCCUCCUUCUCUCUCUCCCUCCUUGAGGCACCGACAGCUGAUCGCAAAGACACCACCGCAAUUCACCGGAUCUCCGUGAUGGCGUCUGAGGAGCUCGCGCGGAAACUGCAGCGCAGGCUGGAUGCCACGGAGAGCCCGGCGGAGAGCCCGGCGAUCAGCCCAGCAAUGAGUCCGUGGAUGAGUCCUGCGAACAGCCCGGCGAGGUGCGUCACCGAGCCGCGGCGCGAGGGCGAGAGCAAGGACUCGGCCGCCUCUAACGGGGACUCGUGCUCGAACGAACUCGCGGAGAAGCUCAACCGCAGGUUAGAGAUCGACGGAGGCGGCGCGAGGCCCAGACAGAUGAUGAAGGUGUUCAACCCGUACACCGAAUUCAAGGAGUUCACGCGCAAACAGAUCAAACAGAUGGAGGAGAUGUUUAAGAGGUUCGACUCAGGUAAGGACGGCUACAUCGAUCUGAUGGAGCUGAAGAUGAUGAUGGAGAAGCUCGGUGCUCCUCAGACUCACAUCGGCCUGAAGAACAUGAUCCGUGAGGUGGACGAAGACUAUGACGGCAAGCUCAGCUAUCGAGAGUUUCUCCUGAUCUUUAGGAGAGCCGCGGCAGGGGAGCUGAAGGAUGAUGACCCUCUUAUGGCACUGGCUCGUCUCUCAGAGAUCAAUGUGUCAAAUGAAGGCGUGAAGGGAGCAUGCGACUUCUUUGAGGCCAAGGCUCAGGUGCUGUCAGUACGUAGUAAGUUUGAGGCAGAGCUCCGGGAGGAGAAAGAGGAGAAGCAGAGGAUGGAGGAGGAGAGGAAACAACGACGGGCUGCUUUUAAAGAGCUGCAAUCUGCGUUCUGCUCCUGAAUACACACACACGUGCGCACACACACACACACACACACACACACACACACACACACACACACACACACACACACACACA